Messenger RNA from Bacidia gigantensis, 1113 nucleotides. RefSeq lists its product as uncharacterized. The coding region runs from base 1 to 1113 and encodes 370 amino acids. The transcript is spliced from 4 exons. The record is from RefSeq and is a predicted model, not a curated record. Lineage: Eukaryota; Fungi; Ascomycota; Lecanoromycetes; Lecanorales; Ramalinaceae.
AUGGAGACACAUACAAAUCGCGAGCACUUCAAGGAUGCUCGCGCCACUCUAGUACAAGAAUUCUGGGCAGAUUCAGGUGUUGACACUAAGAGGAUGAAAGUCGAUUUCAAAGAGUCCGUCAACAACCGGAAAGUAAGAUAUGUGAAAGAGCUUGACCCACUCCAAGCUCAAGCAGAGGAAUUGGAGCAGCAGGUGAAGAAAUAUUCCAUUUUCAAGAAAGUCCUGUCGUCGGAUGUUCGGAAAGAAUAUGAAGAUACUCAGCGGAAAUUGGAUGAGGUGAAGCGCAGUAUCAAGGGUGUGCAGGCACAGAUAGAGGAUUACUUCGACAGUGAAGGCAACGAGUUAUGCCAUGGGCAGAAAUAUUUCCGUCAAGCGAUCAUUAGCAAGCGCACUGAGCUUCCAAAAUUGGACAAACCAAUGGAAGAAGCAAAGGCGUUGAUGAAGAGAUUGAGGGCGAAAGAUCCAGAACUCAACGGCCCCUAUUUUUUCCAGCAACCUUGGGAGACGGCGGAGCUUGCUUGGGUUAAACUUCGAGACGAAAGAAAUACGAUGAGGAAAGAGUUGGAAAUGGACGAGUUCAAAUUGAGGUUUCGAUAUAAGGAGGCAUUCAAUGAGAAGACGGAGGAGUUCGAAUGGAAAGAACACAGUGAGCAGGAGCUAGCUGACAUCGAAGAGAAGGGGCACGGACACUGCGGCUGUCAAGAUUAUUUUCAGCGGAGAGAACACGGUUUCAAGAGACAAACAUACAAGUAUUUGAUUCCAUACUGUCCAGGGACCAAAACACGCCGCGAAUACGAAAUGAUGUUCUGCCGGGAAUAUGGGGAGCAUUUCAACUUCAAGACCCGUCGCUUUGAGCCCCUGCCUUCGAAGGAUAAGCCUCUGCCUUCGAAAGAUAAGCCUGUGUCUUCGACUAGCAAGGCCUUGGAUUCAAAGAACGAGGUCGUGGACUCGAAAAACGAGGUCGUAGAUUUAAAGAACGAGGUCGUGGACUCAAAAAACGAGCCCCAACCCACAUACGACAGUGCGACUUCAUAUUCGGCCUUGGGAGUAUGUGAAGCGUGUAUGAUGAACACCAAUAUUGACCGCCCGCCUUGUCAUUUAUGUGCGAAAUAG